Molecule: messenger RNA, 2302 nt
Organism: Motacilla alba alba
Lineage: Eukaryota; Metazoa; Chordata; Aves; Passeriformes; Motacillidae
Gene: CNOT8
Product: CCR4-NOT transcription complex subunit 8
Exons: 7
Coding region: 236-1114 (292 amino acids)
Cellular component (GO): P-body; CCR4-NOT core complex; CCR4-NOT complex
Molecular function (GO): poly(A)-specific ribonuclease activity; nucleic acid binding
Source: RefSeq, a predicted model, not a curated record
UCUCUCUCGCGAGAGGCAAAGCGGCGCGAGACCCGGAAGCGCCGCCCCUCGCGGCGGGGGGCACUCGGAGCCAUCGCGGCUGCGCGGGGCGAGAGCGGCGCGUCCCGGCCGCGGCUGCCGGGAGCUACCGGGGAGCGGGACGGGCGAGACAGCACACUGAUAAGAUUGCACGGCUUGUGAUCCUGCACUGUCAUUUGAGUUCGGCAUCAGCUGCCUUUUUUCUGGUCCCUGCAAGAUGCCAGCAGCCCUUGCAGAGAACAGCCAGGUUAUCUGUGAAGUAUGGGCCAACAACCUGGAGGAAGAGAUGAGGAAGAUUCGGGAGAUUGUUCUCAGUUACAGCUACAUUGCCAUGGACACGGAGUUCCCCGGCGUGGUGGUCAGGCCGAUCGGGGAGUUCCGCAGCUCCAUCGAUUACCAGUACCAGCUCCUCCGCUGUAACGUUGACCUGCUGAAAAUCAUCCAGCUGGGCCUGACUUUCACAAAUGAGAAGGGGGAGUAUCCUUCUGGCAUUAACACCUGGCAGUUCAACUUCAAAUUCAACCUCACGGAAGACAUGUACUCUCAGGAUUCCAUAGACCUCCUUGCCAGCUCUGGGCUGCAGUUCCAGAAGCAUGAAGAAGAAGGGAUUGAUACCUUGCAUUUUGCUGAGUUGCUGAUGACGUCGGGGGUUGUGCUCAGUGACAGUGUGAAAUGGCUGUCCUUCCACAGUGGUUAUGACUUUGGCUACAUGGUGAAGUUGUUGACAGAUUCCAGGUUACCAGAAGAGGAACAUGAAUUUUUCCAUAUCUUAAACCUUUUCUUCCCAUCUAUCUAUGAUGUGAAGUACUUAAUGAAGAGCUGCAAAAACCUCAAGGGUGGCCUUCAGGAAGUGGCAGACCAGCUGGAUUUGCAGCGAAUUGGACGACAACACCAGGCAGGAUCAGACUCUCUUCUCACAGGAAUGGCAUUUUUCAGAAUGAAAGAGUUAUUUUUUGAGGAUACAAUUGAUGAUGCAAAGUAUUGCGGACGACUGUAUGGCCUUGGCACAGGAGUGGCUCAGAAACAAAAUGAAGAUGUGGACUCGGCCCAAGAGAAAAUGAGCAUUCUGGCCAUUAUCAACAACAUGCAGCCGUGAUGAGCGGUGCCCCUCAGCAGAACAUGUUUACCAUUUUGGCAGCUGCUGUCCUCAACCAUUUUCCCUAAACAGUGUCUCAAACAAAAAGCAUCUCCGGUACACAGGCUGCACCAAGCCUUGCAGUUUGGCUGAAGAGCUGCAUUUUCCUUUGAAACCCUGAAGAGUUGACUGAUUUCCUAAUGCCAGCAUUUGUGGUUUGCUAUAUUUUUAAUACCAAGGGCAAAGGACAGAAUCUACUGUGUAUACCUCUGGUUUUUUCCUCUUUUUACUGUACAGAAUCUGCAAGGAAGAUUUACCUGUAGAAUAUUGGGUGGAGCUGAGGGUUGGGAAAUGCAGUGAAAAUGGACACAGACACGCACGCAAAUUUGCAAUUUGUGUUUUAUAAAGCUUAUUUUAAAACUUCUGCAUGUUGUGAGGGUGACAGCUUCACCUCAUGUGUUGCUUGUUUUAUCUGUCUGUGGAAAUUGCUCCCUUUGAUCACUGCAGAGGUUUGGGAACAGAUGACAUUAAAAAUGAUCCUUGCAGCUAAAAAUACUCAAGAGAUUUGCUUUAAUAAGAGGGAAUGGAGAUUAAUGGAGCUGAUUUGAUCAGCACUCUUUAGUUUCUAAUUCUCUGUGUUGCUGCUUUGACCCAUGCUAAGCCUCAGCUUUGUUCUUACGGGUAUUAAGGAACUGUUCUGGAACUACAUUCAGAGGCCCAAAAGUUCACCUUUGACAGGGGAUUGGACCAAUGCUAUGACUUCAGUUUUCUUCAGCUUAAACCUACAAAUUUUAUUCAUCUCAUGCAACACAACUAGGUCAGCAUGGACAAAUACUUGUUCCUCUUCUCCCCCCUGCUUCUCCAUCCCCUAAUUUUACAAUAUGCUUAACAGGUAAAACAGAGUUUCUGAUUUUUUUCCUGAGUUUCUGGGUCUUUUUCAUUAUAAACACCUGAAAAGUAGUUAAGAGGAUGAAGAACUUGGGAUUCUGAUUUGAAAAACAUUCUAUAGUAUUUUUUUUAACAGCUCUGUAAUGACAUUUCUUAAAAGAACAAACCCUUUUAGACAUGUCAAACUUAAAAAUUUUUUAAGACUUUGGCAUUUUGAACAAGCUUAAUCCAAUAUUAAAGAGUUGAGGUUUAGAGCUAGUAUUUGAAAUGUUUGUAAAGACUAGUUUUUAUUUUUUGUAAAAUAAAUUUUUUUAAACCAGG